GUGCAGUUAACUUUGCGUAGGAAUAUGGAUACUGCCAAACAAGUCACAGAAUCAGGAAAUCUGAAUGAAUUCUCAAUGGUCUUGCUAAAUAACACUCUAUCACUUCCCUUAGGCAUUGUGCUUGUCAUUUUGUUCAAUGAGGUGGACUAUCUCUUUAGCACGCCAAUCUUACAUUUGCCUAUGUUUUGGCUGGUGAUAACCUUAAGUGGACUUUUGGGCUUGGCAAUUAGCAUUACAUCAAUGUGGUUUCUUCACCAAACAGGUGCUACCACUUACAGCUUAGUGGGAUCACUAAACAAGAUGCCUUUAUCUGUGGCCGGAAUCCUUCUUUUCAACGUGCCCACGAGCCAGGAGAAUUCCGCUAGUAUUUUCUUCGGUCUACUGGCUGGAAUAUUCUUUGCCCGUGCAAAGAUGCCGGAACAAUCAUCUCAUGCUUGAAGUUAGCUUGUAUACUUAGCAUGUACAUACUCUAAAUCAUGAUGUUCGAAAAGGUGAUGCCCCAUAAUGAACACACUAUUAUAAUUGCUCACAAAGGUGAUGUCCGAAAAAACAAAAAUAGCAGUAAAGAGAAACAAGUGUAGAAAGAAAGAAAGUUUGAAGUCCUAUGCUCUUUAGAUUUUUAGUUUUCCUUAGUAGAUAUUUACAGACCUGUUUGGAGCUUAACAUUUCACUUUUGUGUGCCUACUUUGUUGUAAUGUUCAGGAACUGUAGGGAGGAAUUUGACUGUACUUUGUCCUGAAU
Cuscuta campestris is the source of this 741-nucleotide messenger RNA. The record is from the annotation of a GenBank genome assembly. NCBI's taxonomy places the organism in Eukaryota, Viridiplantae, Streptophyta, Magnoliopsida, Solanales, Convolvulaceae.